Molecule: messenger RNA, 1035 nt
Organism: Tachyglossus aculeatus (Australian echidna)
Lineage: Eukaryota; Metazoa; Chordata; Mammalia; Monotremata; Tachyglossidae
Product: chymase-like
Exons: 6
Coding region: 1-858 (285 amino acids)
Biological process (GO): proteolysis
Cellular component (GO): cytoplasm; intracellular membrane-bounded organelle
Molecular function (GO): serine-type endopeptidase activity
Source: RefSeq, a predicted model, not a curated record
AUGGAUUUUAGCGAUGUUGUGACGGUGGAACCGCAAGGAUUUAGUGAUGAAUUCACAAGACUGACGAAGAAGGUGAAUAUUAUCCAUCUGCCUUUGCUGGCGGCUCACGUGAAACCCGGAGGAUUCAGGUUUGGGUGUGGGAAUCACCUCCUCCUUGGGGUUGGCGGGUCUGUUUCAGGGGAGAUUAUCGGCGGCAAGGAAGCAAAGCCGCACUCUCGCCCGUAUAUGGUGUAUUUGAAUUUCUACAAGAACGGCAAUCGGCACUGUGGGGGGUUCCUGGUGCGAAAGGAUUUUGUGCUGACAGCUGCUCAUUGCAAUGGAAGCAAAAUGAGCGUCAUUCUCGGGGCUCACAACAUCUCAUCUCGAGAAGCCACUCAACAGCGAAUCCCUGUAGUGAAAAAAUUCUCGCGCAAAUAUAACGGCCGCACCUUCGCCAACGACAUCAUGUUACUUAAGCUGCGCUACACAGCAAGACUGACAAAGGAGGUGAAUAUUAUCCAUCUGCCUUUGCUGGCGGCUAACGUGAAACCCGGUACCGUGUGUUCUCUGGCUGGAUGGGGGAUGACGGGAGUGAACGGUCCCGGAUCCAGGACGCUGCAGGAGGUGCAGUUGGAAGUGAUGCCUCCAUCCACCUGUAGCCCUCUCUACCGAAAUUUCUGCUCCCGUUCUCAACUGUGCGUGGGGAACCCCAAGUCGCGUAAAUCCUCAUUCAAGGGAGACUCAGGAGGCCCUCUGGUGUGUGGGAAGCGAGCCCAGGGCAUCGUCUCCUACGGGAAAUCUGACGGGAAACCUCCCAAAGUCUUUACUAGCGUCGCCUCUUACCUUCCCUGGAUCAAGGAGAUUCUCCAGAAGAAUUAGUUCCCGGUCCCUGGCCCAGCGGGAAAGUCAGAUUCCUUGCCCUGGGCCAAAGCCUGAGCCAUCCGUGCCCUCUCUCUCUGUCUCUCCCCUCUGGGCUUCCCUGAGUGUCCUUGGUGAAACCCAGCCCCGACCGCAAGCCCUGGGAAAACUCCUUGUCUGAGCUGGGUGGGAUGUCAA